Pezoporus occidentalis (night parrot) is the source of this 1708-nucleotide messenger RNA. It is a transcript of the gene PPP1R18, whose product is annotated as protein phosphatase 1 regulatory subunit 18. The coding region runs from base 1 to 1563 and encodes 520 amino acids. The record is from RefSeq and is a predicted model, not a curated record. Gene Ontology annotation, molecular function: phosphatase binding. The transcript is spliced from 3 exons. NCBI's taxonomy places the organism in Eukaryota, Metazoa, Chordata, Aves, Psittaciformes, Psittacidae.
AUGGCGGUUCCGGGCUGGAAGCUGCAGCUCCUGGAGCGGCGGCGCCGGGAGGAGGAGGCCUCGGUGCGACGGGAGCGGGAGCAGCGGGACCGGGCUGCGCAGCUUCCCCUUUGGAAGCGGGAGCUGCUGGAGCGGCGCCGGGCCAAGGCCGGGGGCAGCCCCGGGGCGUCCGGUAACAGCGGGGCCGGGCCGGGCCCCGCGGAGCCGGGGCUGAGCCGCAGCGCGGAGGCGCUGGAGAGCGGCGGGGAACCGGAGCCCCCCCGCGGCCGCGUCCGGCGCCUCCGCUCCCGCUUCGCCCCUGCCCGGUCCCUGAGCCCCGAGCGGGACCGGGGGGCCCCGGGGGUGCCUGAGGGUGCUCCGGGCUCAGCGGGGAUGCAGGGAACCACGGAGGGCCAUGGGGGCCCGGGGCCACCGAAGGAUGUGGGGCAGGCGGAGGGCAAGAGCGGGGCUGAGAGCCAUAGGGCAGGCAAGGGCCAGGGGGAUGGCGGGGGGGCAAGCAAGGAGCUGGAGGGGGAGAAGAGGGGAGCGGGCAAGGGGGGCAUUGAGGGGUGCAAGGAGGGGAAGGGGCAAGGGGGGGGCGUCGGGGUGGGGGCAACCAAAGAGGUGGUGGCACCAAAUCCGGUGGUACCAAAUCCAGUGGUACCAAAUCCGGUGGUACCAAAUCCAGUGGCACCAAAACCGGUGGUACCAAAUCCGGUGGUACCAAAUCCGGUGGCACCAAAGGAGCCGGUGGCACCAAAGGACCCAGUGAUACCCAAGGUCCUGGUGACACCAAAGGACCUGGUUACAACUAAAGCUCUGGUGACACCCAAAGAGCUGGUGACAACGAAGGUCCCGGUGACACCAAAGGAGCCGGUGGCACCGAAGGACCUGGUGCUAACCAAAGACCUGGUGCCACCCAAGGUCCUGGUGCCACCAAGGGACCCGGUGCCACCCAAGGACCUGGCUCCAGCCAAGGCCCCGGUGCCACCCAAGGGCCCCACCACGUGCUCAGUGCCGGUGCCGCCGUCACCAUCGUCACCAUCGCCAUCACCACCGGGUGCGGGUGGGGAGGAGCCGGGCGCCGCCAUGCGCGGGGGCCCCCGCCAUGGGCCCCCCCUGGCCCACCCGGCCCUGGAGCGCCGCAGCGGGAACACCAUCACCGUGCGCCCGCGCCGGGGGGCCACCGGUACCGGGACCACAGCGCCAGAGCCGGCCCCCCCGGCACCGGCACCAGCAGUGGGGCCGGAGCCGCUGCCCCCCCCCAAGAAGCGCUACCCCACGGCGGAAGAGAUCCAGGUCAUCGGGGGGUACCUGGCGCUGCCGCGCUCCUGCCUGGCCAAGAGCCACCCCCACCGCAAGAAGCUGAAGAUCUGGUUCAGCGAGCGGGACCUGGAGCGCACCUUCUCUUACCCGUCGGAGGGGGCGCUGCUGGCGGCCUGGGGCCCCCCCGAGGAGCCUUCACCCCCCCCAGGCCCUGCCCCCGAUGAGGAAGAUGAGGAGGAGGAGCCCCCCCAUGUGCGGGGGGGGCCUGGGGGGCUGCGGGCGCGAGCCCUGCUCGUGGAUGAAUCCUGCCGCCGGUAACCCCGGCCUCUGCCCCACGGCUGGGGGGUGUGUGUGGGGGGGUGACGAUGGAGCCACCUUGGGACCCCCCCCCUCACCAUUGCCACCACCAUGGACCUGCAGGACCCCCCCCCGGCGGGGCAGGACCCCCAUGGACCCCAUAGAC